Messenger RNA from Alosa sapidissima (American shad), 6034 nucleotides. RefSeq lists its product as uncharacterized. Bases 62 to 5767 code for a protein of 1901 amino acids. The transcript has 18 exons. The record is from RefSeq and is a predicted model, not a curated record. Gene Ontology annotation, molecular function: protein binding. Lineage: Eukaryota; Metazoa; Chordata; Actinopteri; Clupeiformes; Clupeidae.
CUCACCAGGAAGCUCAUGAACAUAAGGACACGGAUACAAUUAGGAUAGAAGUGAUGCAAAGAUGAGUGAUGUAGGAGACCACAAGGAGGAGGACAGCUCUGGUGAAGUGAGAUUUCACACAGGGAAUGCAACCCAAGACCAAAGCUGGAAAAGAGUGUUGCAGGGGACAGGGGACAGUGUUUCUCCAACAUCAAGCGAUGUUGCUCUCAACAGUGAGCACUCAAUGGGAUACCCAAUCAACUUUGGGACUGGAGAUCGGAGACAGCAAGAUAGACCACAUUCACCUUCAUUCACUGUCACGUCAUUGAAAAGUGACAGGUCAAAGGGUUUCCCAGUCAACUUCUCCGCUGAUGACAUACAGCAAGCUAGACCACAUUCACCUUCAUUCACUGUCACAUCAUUGAAAAGUGACAGGUCAAAGGGUUUCCCAGUCAACUUCUCUGCUGAUGACAUACAGCAAGCUAGACCACAUUCACCUUCAUUCACUGUCACAUCAUUGAAAAGUGACAGGUCAAAGGGUUUCCCAGUCAACUUCUCUGCUGAUGACAUACAGCAAGAUAGACCACAUUCACCUCCAUUCACUGUCACCUCCUUGAAAAGUGACAGGUCAAAGGGUUUCCCAGUCAACUUCUCCGCUGAUGACACUUCACAGGAGAAGAAUGAGGCAACAGGGUGUUUCAUCAAAGGUGUCCCUGACAUCCAACACCAAAGUGAAGUCACAGAUAAAAUGGCAUCAUUUCAGAAAUUUCACAAAGACUGUAUGUCGAGGAAGUUUAAAACCCUAUCUGAAGGACCAUCACCACAUACAAACCCACUUCUCCUUAAUGAGAUCUACACAGAACUGUACAUUACCGAGGUGGAAAGUGAAGAGGUCAAUGUGAAACAUGAAAUCAGACAGAUAGAGAAAGCCUCAAGAACAGCAGCAAUAGAAGACACACCAAUCAGCUGUAACGACAUCUUUAAACCCUUACCUGGACAACACAAAACUAUUAAAACAGUGUUGACUGUGGGAGUGGCUGGCAUUGGAAAAACAGUCUCUGUGCAUAAGUUCAUUUUAGACUGGGCUGAAGGAAAAACCAAUGAGGAUAUCCAAUUCAUAUUUCCUCUUCCUUUCCGAGAGCUGAACCUGUUGAAGGAGAAGAAACUCAGUCUGUUGGAUCUUAUUGAGCACUUUUUCUCAGAAAUGAAACGCCUUCCACCAGUCUUCACCAGUUCAAAGCACAGAGUCAUGUUCAUCUUUGAUGGCCUGGAUGAGUGUCGAAUUCCUCUGGAUUUCCAGUCCAAUCCAAAGUGUUCUGAUAUCACAGAGCCAGUCUCAGUGGAUGUGCUGCUGACAAACCUCAUCAAGGGGAAUCUCCUUUCCUCUGCUCUCCUCUGGAUCACCACCAGACCAGCAGCAGCCAAUCAGAUCCCUCAUGCGUCCACUAACCUAGUGACAGAGAUUCGAGGAUUCAGUGACCCUCAAAGGGAGGAGUAUCUCAGGAAGAGAAUUAGUGAUGAAGAUCUGGCCAACAGAACCAUCUCAUACCUGAGGUCAUCCAGGAGCCUCUACAUCAUGUGUCACAUUCCAGUAUUCUGCUGGAUCACAGCUACUGUUCUAGAGAGAAUGUUGAGUGGAACAGAGAAUGUUGAAAUCCCCAGAACUCUGACUCAAGUGUAUGUUCACUUUCUGACCAUUCAGAUUGGUAUCAAAAAUGUAAAGUACUCAGAGAAACAAAAGGGAAAAGACACAGAUGAAGAGAUGAUUUUCAAACUGGGGAAACUGGCCUUUCAACAGUUGGAGAAGGUCAAUCUGAUCUUCUAUGAGGAAGACCUGAGAGAGUGUGGCAUUGAUGUCACAGAAGCAUUAGUGUACUCAGGAGUGUGUACUCAGAUCUUUAGAGAGGAGUCUGGGCUGUACCAGGGGAAGGUGUUCAGUUUUGUGCAUCUGAGCAUUCAGGAGUUUCUUGCAGCUUUGUAUGUGUUCCUCAGCUUCAGCAAUAAAGAAAGAACAGGAAAAAACAAGCCUGACCAACAUCAAAUGUCUCAGCUCUCUGCUCUGUUCAGAGCUUCAACACUUCACGAUCUACAUAAGACUGCAGUGGAUCUGGCCUUACAGAGUAAGAACGGACACCUGGACCUUUUUCUACGCUUCCUUCUGGGCCUUUCACUGAAGUCCAAUCAGAAACUCCUGCAAAAGCUGUUGAAGAACAGAGGUGCCUCCAUGGACAAGGAGAAGACGGUUGAGUACUUAAAGAGUAAUUUUUUAGAGAGUCACUCAUUGGAGACAAACCUCAAUCUUGUCCACUGUCUCAAUGAAUUAGGAGACACCUCUAUGGUGGAGGACAUACAGAGAAGCCUGAUAUCAGGUCAACCUCCUUGGCCUGAUGACAAACCCCAAUCGUUUCACCAAUGUGCUUCUCUUGUGUACCUGCUGCUGACUGCAGCCGAAGGCCAAUAUGAGUUUAAAUACAACCAGAUCAUCAAAACAGAUACAUGUCUGGUGAAGAUGCUACCAGUUAUCAAAGCAUCCAUAAAAGCUCGGCUUGGGAAGUGUUUGCUCACUGCUAACAGCUGUAAGCUGCUGGCCCCUGUUCUUACCCAAUGCUCUUGCCUGGUCCGAGAUCUGGACUUCAGUGACAAUGAGAUCGGCGAUGCUGGAGUGAUGAAACUCUCAGAGGCGCUGUCAAACCCAAAGUCCAAACUGGAAUCACUAUGGCUUGGGAAGUGUUUGCUCACUGCUAACAGCUGUAAGCUGCUGGCCCCUGUUCUUACCCAAUGCUCUUGCCUGGUCCGAGAUCUGGACUUCAGUGACAAUGAGAUCGGCGAUGCUGGAGUGAUGAAACUCUCAGAGGCGCUGUCAAACCCAAAGUCCAAACUGGAAUCACUAUGGUUGAGGAACUGUUCCCUGACAGAGAAUAGCUGUGCCUGUCUGGCCUCAGUGCUCUCCUGUAGCUCCUCACUCAGACAGCUGGACCUGAGUGGAAACAGGAUUCAGGACGCUGGAGUGGAACUCCUCACUGAUGGUCUGAGGAGCACACACUGCACACUGGAGGAGUUGAGACUCCAUAACUGUGGCCUCACAGAUGAGAGCUGUGCUUCCCUGGCUUCAGCACUGAGGUCCAACCCUUCCCACCUGAGAGAGCUCCACCUGAGCGGCAACACUCUGAGGGAAUCUGGAGAGAAGCUUCUGGAAGCACUGCAGAAGAAUCCACAUAAUAGUCUGGAGAGUUUGAUAAGUGAAGUCACAGAUAAAAUGGCAUCAUUUCAGAAAUUUCACAAAGACUGUAUGUCGAGGAAGUUUAAAACCCUAUCUGAAGGACCAUCACCACAUACAACCCCAAUUCCCCUUAAUGAGAUCUACACAGAACUGUACAUUACCGAGGUGGAAAGUGAAGAAGUCAAUAAACAACAUGAAAUCAGACAGAUAGAGAAAGCCUCAAGAACAGCAGCAAUAGAAGACACACCAAUCAGCUGUAACGACAUCUUUAAACCCUUACCUGGACAACACAAAACUAUUAAAACAGUGUUGACUGUGGGAGUGGCUGGCAUUGGAAAAACAGUCUCUGUGCAUAAGUUCAUUUUAGACUGGGCUGAAGGAAAAACUAAUGAGGAUGUCCAAUUCAUAUUUCCUCUUCCUUUCCGAGAGCUGAACCUGUUGAAAGAGAAGAAACUCAGUCUGUUGGAUCUUAUUGAGCACUUUUUCUCAGAAAUGAAAAGCCUUCCACCAGUCUUCACCAGUUCAAAGUACAGAGUCAUGUUCAUCUUUGAUGGCCUGGAUGAGUGUCGAAUUCCUCUGGAUUUCCAGUCCAACCCAAAGUGUUCUGAUGUGACAGAGCCAGUCUCAGUGGAUGUGCUGCUGACAAACCUCAUCAAGGGGAAUCUCCUUUCCUCUGCUCUCCUCUGGAUCACCACCAGACCAGCAGCAGCCAAUCAGAUCCCUCCUGUAUCCACUAACCUAGUGACAGAGAUUCGAGGAUUCAGUGACCCUCAAAGGGAGGAGUAUGUCAUGAAGAAAAUCAGUGAUGAAGAUCUGGCCAAAAGAACCAUCACAUACCUGAGGUCAUCCAGGAGCCUCUACAUCAUGUGUCACAUACCAGUAUUCUGCUGGAUCACAGCUACUGUUCUAGAGAGAAUGUUGAGUGGAACAGAGAAUGUUGAAAUCCCCAGAACUCUGACUCAAGUGUAUGUUCACUUUUUAAUCUUUCAGAUUGGUAUCAAAAAUGUGAAGUACUCAGAGAAACAAAAGGGAAAAGACACAGAUGAAGAGAUGAUUUUCAAACUGGGGAAACUGGCCUUCCAACAGUUGGAGAAGGUCAAUCUGAUCUUCUAUGAGGAAGACCUGAGAGAGUGUGGCAUUGAUGUCACAGAAGCAUUAGUGUACUCAGGAGUGUGUACUCAGAUCUUUAGAGAGGAGUCUGGGCUGUACCAGGGGAAGGUGUUCAGUUUUGUGCAUCUGAGCAUUCAGGAGUUUCUUGCAGCUUUGUAUGUGUUCCUUUGCUUCAGCAACAGAGAGAAAACAGAGAAAAACAUCCCUGACCAACAGCAAACCUCUCAACUUUCUGCUCUGUUCAGAACUGCAACAAUUUAUGACCUGCACAAGGCUGCAGUGGAUCUGGCCUUACAGAGUAAGAACGGACACUUAGACCUUUUCCUACGCUUCCUUCUGGGCCUCUCACUGGAGUCCAAUCAGAAACUCCUGCAAAAGCUGUUGAAGAACAGAGUUGUCUCCAUGGAGAAGGAGAAGACUGUUGAGUAUUUAAAGAGUAAUAUUCUGGAGGAGAACACAGUGGAGAAAAACUUCAAUCUCUUCCACUGUCUAAAUGAACUGGGUGACACCUCUAUGGUGGAGGAAAUCCAGAGAUGCCUGAUAUCAGGUAAACGUCCUUGGCCUGGUAAGCAACCCCAGGCAUUUCACGAGUGUGCUACUCUUUUGUACCUGCUGCUGACUACAGCCGAAGGCCAAUAUGAGUUUAAUCACAACGAGAUCAUCGAAACAGAUGGUUGUGUCGAGAAGUUGCUACCAGUUAUCAAAGUAUCCAGAAAAGCUCGGCUUGAGAGGAGUUGCCUCACUGCUAAGAGCUGUGAGCUGCUGGCCUCUGUUCUUACCCAAUGCUCUUGCCUGGUCCGAGAUCUGGACUUCAGUGACAAUGAGAUCAGCGAUGCUGGAGUGGAGAUGCUCUCAAUGGCACUGACAAACCCAAAGUGCAAACUGGAAUCACUGUGGUUGAGGAACUGUUCCCUGACAGAGAGAAGCUGUGCUAUUUUGGCCUCAGUGCUCUCCUGCAGCUCCUCCCUCAGACAGCUGGACCUGAGUGGAAACUGGAUUCAGGACGACGGAGUGGAACUCCUCACUGAUGGUCUGAGGAGCACACACUGUGUCCUGGAGGAGUUGAGACUCCAUAACUGUGGCCUCACAGAUGAGAGCUGUGCUUCCCUGGCUUCAGCACUGAGGUCCAACCCUUCCCACCUGAGAGAGCUCCACCUGAGUGGCAACACUCUGAGGGAAUCUGGAGAGAAGCUUCUGGAAGCACUGCAGAAGAAUCCACAUAAUAGUCUGGAGAGUUUGAUAUUGGUUUUUUAUACGGAUAGAAGAUUUCAGUGGAUUCCAGACGAGCUAAGAUGGCGAGCCUGUCCAAGAUAUUCAGCGUGUCGACCGCCCAGCCUGCUGCAGUCUGAUCAACUGCAGCAAGGUUUCUUCACCAUCUGCGUGAACUUCAAGCAGCGCACACGGAUUACAGAUAAGCGUUCCUUCCCACACAAGGAGCCCAAAGGAAACUACUUUUGAAUGUUCUGUUUAUACCAUAAGGGACGUUUGCAUUUAUUUAUAGUUCAACAUUUUCUUUAAUACCUAAAAGGACUUUUUCUUACUUUAACAAACUCACUGAACUGCACUGAUUGAAUUGCACUUGCUCUUGAAGGGUGAUUGAUUGAUACUGGGAAAGUGUUUAUUUGUCAUUUUUACAAUUAUACUGCCUUACAUACACCACAUCCAUACAUCAUACAUUGCCACACUUCACUAAUAACUGCACACAUGUAUUUUCUUUCAUUUACU